This is a messenger RNA of Antrostomus carolinensis (chuck-will's-widow), 729 nucleotides long. Its product is annotated as solute carrier family 52, riboflavin transporter, member 3-like. Gene Ontology annotation, molecular function: riboflavin transmembrane transporter activity. Gene Ontology annotation, biological process: riboflavin transport. NCBI's taxonomy places the organism in Eukaryota, Metazoa, Chordata, Aves, Caprimulgiformes, Caprimulgidae. The record is from RefSeq and is a predicted model, not a curated record. Gene Ontology annotation, cellular component: plasma membrane.
GAGGUGGCUGUUAUCUAUGUGGUCGUGUCCGUGGGUGUCGUGGCCUGCUUGCUCCUGGCCUUCCUCUGGAGCUACACAUCCCCCAUCGCUGGGAGACCCCACAGCACCGCCUUCCUGAUCCUCACCUUCUUCCUGGCCCUGGUGGACUGCACCUCCUCCGUCAUCUUCAUGAUGCAGCUCCAGCACCAGUACCUGACCACCUUCUUCAUCGGUGAAGGGCUCAGCGGGCUGAUCCCUGCUCUCAUCGCCCUGGGCCAGGGCUCUGGCAUCUCCAGCUGUGCCAACAUCACUCGUGUGGUCAACAUCACCACCGACAAUGAGACUGUGGAGAGCACCAUCUUCCAGCUGGAGACCCGCUACCUACCUCCAAAGGAUGCCAGGAGGCCCAGGGACAUCCUGCCAGAGAAGGUCUCCUACCCCCUGGCCAAGCUCACCUUUAUCUACCUCCUCAUCGCUUGGGUGAGCGCUCUGACCAACGGGGUCCUGCCCUCGGUGCAGUCCUACUCCUGCCUGCCCUACGGCAACACCGCCUACCACCUCGCGGCCACGCUCAGCUCCAUGGCCAACCCUCUCGCCUGUGUCGUGGCCAUGGUCCUGCCUGGCAGGUCCCUGGCCUUGCUGGGCACCCUCACCAUGGCAGGGAUGGGCUUUGGUGCCUACAACAUGGCCAUCGCGGUGAUGAGUCCCUGCCCGCUGCUCCAGCAGUCCCAGUGGGGUGAUGCCACCAUC